Colletotrichum navitas is the source of this 1080-nucleotide messenger RNA. RefSeq names its product P-loop containing nucleoside triphosphate hydrolase protein. Gene Ontology annotation, cellular component: mitochondrion. The transcript has a single exon. The record is from RefSeq and is a predicted model, not a curated record. Gene Ontology annotation, biological process: mitochondrial translation. NCBI's taxonomy places the organism in Eukaryota, Fungi, Ascomycota, Sordariomycetes, Glomerellales, Glomerellaceae. Bases 1 to 1080 code for a protein of 359 amino acids. Gene Ontology annotation, molecular function: GTP binding; GTPase activity.
AUGUUCCCGACUGCCGCGCGCCGGGCCUUCGCGCCCCGCCUCCAGUUCGCCGUCUCCGACUCGAUCCCUCGCUCCUACUAUCUCGGUCAUCACCACGCCGCGCUGCGCGAGAUCUCCGCGCGUCUCUCUGAUGUUGGACUGGUCCUCGAGUGCCGCGACUACCGCGUACCCCUUACGAGCUGGAACCCCGUCCUCGACCGCGCUGUCGCCGGCCGUGAGCGCAUCGUCGUCUACACCCACCGCGACCUCGGCACGGACAGCCCCGCCGCCGUCGAGCACGCCCUGCGCCGCUUCCACCGUGGCCACUCUGCCGUCGGCGGCACUCCGCAGCGCGUCGUGUUUUGGCGCAAAGACGACCCGGCGAGCACGAAACAGCUCCUUUCCGAAAUCAGAAGCGUCGCGCACUCCGUCGACAGCCUGACGGGCAUGCGCGCGCUGGUCGUCGGCAUGCCCAACGUGGGAAAGAGCACAUUGCUGAAUAAGCUCCGUGUGCAUGGGAUGCACAAAAAGCCAAACGUCGCAAAGGUCGGCGCGCAGCCGGGCGUGACGCGCAAGCUGGGGUCGCCGGUGCGCAUCCUCGACUCCGAGGGAGACGGCGGGUUGGGGCUUGGCGAGGGCGUCUUCGUUCUCGACACGCCCGGUGUCUUCAUGCCCUACGUGUCUGAAGCCGAGGACAUGGUGAAGCUUGCGCUCGUGGGCUCCGUCAAGGACGACCGCAUCCCAAUGGAGAUUCUUGCCGACUACCUCCUGUAUCGUCUCAACCUCACCGACCCGAGCGCCUACGCCAAAUAUUCCGAACCAACCAACGAGGUUAACGAUCUGCUGCUUGGGGUUGCACGCAAGACGGGAAAGCUCAAGGCAGGCGGAGAGGCGAAUGCUGACAGCGCAGCAGACUGGAUCAUUAAACAAUGGAGGGCGGGGAACCUAGGCAAGUUCGUGCUCGAUGAUAUCAGCGAUGAGGCAUUCAAGAUAAAAGACCUCGCGAGGGAAGGCCAAGGCCCUCUCAGCAUGAAUCAAGCGCGAAGAAAAGAGAAGGAAGCAAGAAAAGAAAGAGCUCUUAACAAGAGCAAGGCGAUUUAG